AAUGGAUACAAACUUUGACAAGUUGACAAAUUUUACUUGUGAUACGAGCCUAACUUCAACAGAAAGUGGAUUUGGUUCUUUAAAUGGAUCGAAAACAAAUGGAGUUGUCAAAUUUCCUGUUGAUAUUGAUUUGAUUUGUAAAAUUGAAGAAAGUAAAGAUGUCACCGUCAAGAAUGGAAUCUAUCGUUUUAAAAAUGUUAAAGAAGAUACAAAUAAAGCGCAGAACUUUACUAACCGGCUUUAUGAUCGUCUUUCUUCAAUAAACUUUACCUCUCUCAAUUCAUUUUAUAAUCAAAUAUUGACAUUUUUGGCUGCAACUACCUUUAUUCUUGUAUUUCUGCUAAUCUGGAUUGUUUUCUGGAGUGUGUUUAAAGACUUUGCUUUUGACUCCCCUCCAAACAAAUAUUGGAUGUUUCAUGUAUUUUGUGCUAUUUUUGUCCUUUCCGUUGCUCUCUUUUUUUAUUUUAGUAUGUUACUAAACCUUCCAUUUUUUCGCCCUACCAAUUCAUCCAAUAGACCUUUAAUAACCUCAAUUCACACAAUAAUCACAAUUUUUUGGUUAAUUUUAUCGACUAUAUUAGCCCUCGUUUUACUCUCAAUUUCAUUCUAUUUAAUCUUUAAAUUUAUUAUUUUUGACAAUAAUUUUUCUGAAAACAAACUUACUCAAAAUAGAUUUGUUAAUUCUCUUUUUGCUUUUCUUGGGGUAACCCUGCUUCUUUUAUUUUAUUUUUCUUUGUUGCGUAUAAUGCUUAUUAAUUUGAGCUUAGAUAGAGGUCUGUAUUGA
This is a messenger RNA of Meloidogyne enterolobii, 784 nucleotides long. Lineage: Eukaryota; Metazoa; Nematoda; Chromadorea; Rhabditida; Meloidogynidae. The record is from the annotation of a GenBank genome assembly.